Molecule: messenger RNA, 657 nt
Organism: Symbiodinium necroappetens
Lineage: Eukaryota; Dinophyceae; Suessiales; Symbiodiniaceae
Source: the annotation of a GenBank genome assembly
AUGAAGACGAAUCAGUAUGAGUUCACGCUGUCAAAGUACUCGGUCAUUCAGAAUGAAGUUUCGGCAAUCCUGGGCGAGCCUCGCAACACUCUUCGAGAGAGAGAUCAGCAAGCGCCGGUUGGCCGUGACCCUGCAAGCUACAUCAGCGAUGCCGCUUGGUCUGCAAUGGCAUCUGGCGGAGCAUUCGCCACCUCAGCACCGGAAACGGCUGCUCCAGCAUCAUCUCCCAGACAUGACACCGAGAGCAUUGCCUCCGGUAGCACGACCGUGCCCAAUCUGAACCGCCCGGCUGGCGCCUGGGACGAACCGCAGAGGGGCGUGUGCCCGUCAGACGAAGUCGAUUUCUUCGAGCAGCUGCAGACGGCGGGGCUGCUCUACCAGAACUUCCGCUUGGGAUACGAUGCGGCAGGAAACCUCAUCGACCCCACUCUAGCGAGGAGGGCAGAUUGGAACAAAGCAGAUGCUUACCAGUGGGCACCCUUCGCCGCGACCACUGAGGCAUAUGUGCACGCGGAGCAUGUCAUCAAUACGAUCCCUUCGCACCAGAACUUGCACGGUUUCACAAGCUUCGAUACAUCUCACGUGCAGUGGUACCUUGCCGGAUGGAACCAUGAGAUCUACAACCACCGCAAAGGUCGCCGUGAGCGCCGGUAUUGA